UGUAAAGUAUGUGUGUACUAUUGUGAAAUAUUAAGUGACACGGAGGAAAUAUCACAAAAAAAUAAAAAACACUUCCGCGAUGUUUCUGGUAUCGUGCUGCUCCUGCUAGGUGUGUGUGUGUGGGUGUGUGUGUGUGUGUGUUUACAGGUAAUCGAUGAACGAAUCCGUGUUUAACAGUUCAGGAAACAAUGAUUGAGGAACGAAGAGUUAAAAAAAGUUACAGUUGGAGAUGGUCUGGACCGGAGCUGAGCUCAUAGGGUGACUAUAUCGGACGAACGAUGUUGACUCAGGCGCCCUCCAGUGGCAGAAAACCGAACAUCAUAAAUAAAAAAAGAGCCGAAGUCAGUUUUAAAGAUUUACUUCUUUAAUUCUUUAAAUUAACGGCCCUUAUUUUUACUUAAACUUAAUUUUUUAUUUAAACUGUAUGAACUUUAUUUCUUAAACUUUCGACCUCUGUUUCAGAAAUAUCGUUGUUGUCAUUGUUUUUACUUUCAACAGGAAAAAGUAUCUUUAAGAUACUUCAGUAAUGUGUGUGCACUGUGUAAUACCUGUACAAACUACUUUCCACAAGUACAAUUCUUUUUCAACUGUGUAACAACAGUGUACUAUCACUGGUUUAGUUUAGCUUUAUAUACGGUCUUCCUCUAUAUUUACAUUAUACUUGUUUUUCUUUAAAUGUUAAUCUUUCAAAAAUUAUUUUUUGUUAAAAAUAUCUGCUACAUCGACAUUUUAAAGACAUUUAUUUAACACAAACGUGGCUUUGUAGACUGUUCCUGUUUCAUGUGUGUGUGUUUUGUCGACCUUUUACCCGGUAACAGUCCAGGUUAAUCACUAAUUUGCAAAUUAUUUUAUUUUGUGACAUUUUUAAAUGUUUAUCAACGUUACCGGAAGUCGAAGUUGUAUUUACGGAUGUUUGCGGAUGUUGUUUCUCCACGGUCUGUUUUUACGGUCGGACUCCUGGCUGAUUGAAAUCCAACAUGGCGGCGGAUCACCGUCUCUCAUCUUCCUGCUUAUUCUCCGGGCCGACGCUGUGCUCUAACGGCGUACAGCCGCUGAGUGACCCUCAAUCGGAGAUGGAGACGCUGCGGAGGAUGGUGAGCGAGCGGCUGACUGCAGCGGUGGAGGAAAUUCUAACGGUGUUCGGGAGAACCGUGUCCCGGUACAGGGAGCAGAUCGACCUGCAGCAGCGACAGCUGGAUGGCCUGAAGACCGAGGAGGGAAGAUGGGGCUCGGCAGCAGGUGUGGACGAGGGGGGGCAGGUGGACCCCGGCUGGGCCGCUGCCCCUCAGGUUAAAACAGAGGCGGAAGUCAACAAGGAUCAAAGUCCGGUCGAGUCCAAACAGCCGAACAGUUCUGACACUGACGACAGCAGCGACUUCUGGAGAGACGACGAGGUAGGAGGCGAGAAGACGGAGGAUACCAAAGGUCAAAGGUCACCUGAUGUCCUGAAGGGGAGCAGCUCCACCGAUCAGACACCUCUGCAUUUGACGUCCCACCGAUCGUCGUCGCCCCCCGUGUCCGUCUGUAGAAUGUGCGGGAAGUUUUUCCAGAGGCGGGGCUACCUGUUGGCUCACGCCGCGACACACCCCCAGGACUGCGGCGUGUGCGGGAAACACCUGGAAGACGGUGAGUCGCUGCAGCUCCACCUGCGGCUCCACAGGGAGACGCCGUUUGGCUGUGGGGUGUGCGGUCAGCGCUUCACGCUGCGCGGGAACCUGACUUCGCACCUGAGGAUCCACUCGGGCGAACGUCCGCACGCCUGCUCCGUCUGCGGGAAGAGCUUCGGCCGUCGGGCCACCCUGCUGCGACACAUGCGCAGCCACACGGGGGAGAAACCCUUCACGUGCACGUUCUGCGGUCGCGGCUUCGUGGAGAAGGGUAACCUCACCGUGCACAUGCGCACGCACACGGGAGAGAGACCGUUCAGUUGUCACAGCUGUGGGCGACGCUUCAGCCAACAGUCGUGUUUCCAGAGACAUCCGUGUCCAGGACCAGGACCAGGACCAGGACCAGGACCAGACUGUGUCGUCCAUAUGAAACCGGAAGUGCCUUUACUGUUUUGGCAUCAGUGGUUUUUCUGGCCGUUUGUGUGGUUCCGUCAGGUCGCGCUCGACUCGGUUCGCGUGUCGGUGUUCGUCUCUACUCGUGUCGUCAUGUCGAAGAUCACGAUGCUCCGCCUUCUCAUUACACAGCGCCUCACCGCGGCCGCGGAGGAAAUCUUCAGCGUGUUCGGUCAAACCAUCGCCGAGCUCGAGGACGAGAUUUCGCGCGUCCGCUUGGAGAACGCGCGGAAUAGAAGGAGGGCGGAGCUAAGCGCGAGACCGCAGGUGGUCCUCAGAGGGGGAGGGGUUCGGUCGGUAGGAGGCGCUGCAGGAGGGGUCUCGGAGCAGGAGUUCAACUCCUGCAGCAGCGCUGACCUCAGCGUCGACGUGGACGCAGCUCUGGAAGAAGAGACGGAGUUUUUUCAAAUCAAAGAAGAAGAAGAGGAGGAAGAGGAGGAAGAGGAGGAGGAGGAGGAGCAGCAGCACAGGAUCCUGGGGGCGGAGCAGCAGGACAUUCCUCCAAUCCCGGAGCACCAGCCCAGUUUGUUCCACAGCAUCACGAACAGAGACGAUCACCUGACUACGUCAGAGCUCCGCCCACAGCCGGGGACCUCGGCCCCGCCUUCCUACCGUGACUCAGACGAGCCAACCAAACGCAGGCGGCUGGGCGCGCCGCCGUCCGAGGUCCUGGACUCGUACGUCUGUACCAUUUGUGGACGCGUCUUUGCUCACCGCGCUCACUGGGCCAAACACGUGCAGGUGCAUCGCAAAAGCCACGGCAACUCCGAAAAAUCGUACACCUGCGACAUCUGCGGCAAGAAGCUGACGCGACUGGACGGCUACCAGAAACACCGGCGGGUCCACACCGGGGAGAAACCCUACACCUGCGGACAGUGUGGGCGGAGCUUCAGCGACAACUCCAACUACAAAAGACACGUCCGCACACACGCCGGACAGAGGACGAGCCAGAGCUGAGGAGACUGAGGGAGGGGCCAGGUCAGGUCAUCACCCCCACACACCCCCACACCCUCCCGCUUUGGUCUAAUGAUGUGUGUAUUUGAAGUAGGUCAGAUGGUACACACUGUACUGAGGAAGUACACAGAGCACUAACGAUCCGAACUAGAACAUUCUGGACUGGAACCAGAUUUGAAUGAAGACACAGGUUUGUUGAUGAUCGAGUUUGAUCUAAAUAUAAACUGUGUCCUUGUGGGAUUGACAAACAUCAGAGACCUCGUGUACGAUACUGACCUAGCAUAGAUAGCAGCUAUGCUAACGUACAACAUGGCCGACCUAAAAAUAAAGCGUAUGUUAAAAUGAA
Messenger RNA from Cynoglossus semilaevis (tongue sole), 3360 nucleotides. RefSeq lists its product as uncharacterized. The transcript is spliced from 4 exons. Lineage: Eukaryota; Metazoa; Chordata; Actinopteri; Pleuronectiformes; Cynoglossidae. Gene Ontology annotation, cellular component: nucleus. The record is from RefSeq and is a predicted model, not a curated record. Bases 978 to 3017 code for a protein of 679 amino acids. Gene Ontology annotation, biological process: regulation of gene expression.